Sus scrofa (pig) is the source of this 2008-nucleotide messenger RNA. NCBI's taxonomy places the organism in Eukaryota, Metazoa, Chordata, Mammalia, Artiodactyla, Suidae. The record is from RefSeq and is a predicted model, not a curated record.
UUCGUAAAAGGAAGAAGGAGGCGACUUCCAAAUUUUGAAUUAGUCCUUGUGGGAAAAAGAAGAGGGAAAUCCAUAACCUUCUGCAAGUAUUGAACACUGAGUAAUGGCUGUGCAGAUGCAGCUUGAAUCAAAUGCAGAUACUUCGGUGGAAGAGGAGAGCUUUGGCCCACAGCCUAUUUCACGAUUAGAGCAAUGUGGCAUAAAUGCCAAUGAUGUCAAAAAAUUGGAAGAAGCUGGAUUCCACACCGUGGAGGCUGUUGCCUAUGCACCAAAGAAGGAGCUAAUAAAUAUUAAGGGGAUUAGUGAAGCCAAAGCUGAUAAAAUUCUGACCGAGGCAGCUAAAUUAGUUCCAAUGGGUUUCACCACUGCUACUGAGUUCCACCAAAGGCGAUCCGAGAUCAUACAAAUUACUACUGGCUCCAAAGAGCUUGACAAGCUACUUCAAGGAGGAAUUGAGACUGGAUCCAUCACAGAGAUGUUUGGAGAAUUCCGAACUGGGAAAACCCAGAUCUGUCAUACAUUGGCUGUAACAUGCCAGCUUCCCAUCGACCGAGGUGGAGGUGAAGGAAAGGCCAUGUACAUUGACACUGAGGGUACCUUCAGGCCAGAACGGCUGCUAGCAGUGGCUGAGAGAUACGGCCUCUCUGGCAGUGAUGUCCUGGAUAACGUAGCAUAUGCCCGGGCGUUCAACACAGACCACCAGACCCAGCUCCUUUAUCAAGCAUCAGCCAUGAUGGUAGAGUCCAGGUAUGCACUGCUAAUUAUAGACAGUGCCACCGCCCUCUACAGAACGGACUAUUCGGGUCGAGGUGAGCUUUCAGCCAGGCAGAUGCACUUGGCCAGGUUUCUGCGGAUGCUUCUGCGACUUGCUGAUGAGUUUGGUGUAGCAGUGGUAAUCACCAACCAGGUGGUAGCCCAAGUGGAUGGAGCAGCCAUGUUUGCUGCAGAUCCUAAAAAACCUAUUGGAGGAAAUAUCAUUGCUCAUGCCUCAACAACAAGACUAUACCUGAGAAAAGGAAGAGGGGAAACAAGAAUCUGCAAAAUCUAUGACUCUCCUUGUCUUCCUGAAGCUGAAGCUAUGUUUGCCAUCAAUGCGGAUGGAGUGGGAGAUGCCAAAGACUGAAUCAUUGGGAUUUUUACCCUGUGACAAACCUGAAGUGCUGCAGCCUAAUGGAGAGGACUGCUCCCUGGGGUUCUUCCCAGGCCUCUUUCAGCUGUGACUGCCAGGAAAAGGCUUCCAGGAAAACAGCUAUUAUAUUGGCUUUUUUAUGGUGUAAACACGAGCAGGUCAGUAGUCACAAGCUGAUCUGAAAUGUUUAUUCCUUCUAGAGUGUAUUAAUCUCUCUGUGAAUUCUUUGGUUUUGGGGGGUAGGUAUGAAAUACCUUUGACAUCAUAGUGCCUUGGAGUUGACUCAGGAUUAACUGCUGUCUACUAGACAGUCUUAGGUCUCUUGAAGAACUAAAGCUAGGGAGGCAGGCAUGACUUCUCUCACUGUCUGAAUAAUGUUGAAAAAAAAAAAGAUGCCUGAGCUAUGUACAAAGAGAAUGGAUCUCCUCACAGGUUUCUUUUUCUCUGUUUAUAAAACUGUUAAGUCAGAAGCAGGUUUUUAAGUUUGUGUUUCUGAAUUAUCGUAUAUAAGAAUUCACUGUUAGAUAAGGGUAUGGAGUAGGCCCGCUGGGCCAACAGCUCUUUAUCACUUACUUGAUUUUUUAAUGCUAAGGCAAUUCAAGAGAGUUCUGGAGUCUUAAACAUUUCAGAAGCUCUUUAAGUAAAUUCACUGUGGAGCUGCUAAUAAAGUAGUUAUUUGUAGUAAAUGUGCUGGCUAGAGGAGUUACUCUGGUACAAGCUGUAUAUUUUAAGAUAGGGCCUUCACAGUAUUCUUUUAGCACUGGGUGGGGAAUCACUUAAUACUGCUUUAAAAUCGAAACUUUAGAAGGGAAGCUCCACAUUCAGAUGAUCCUGUUUAUUCUCCUUCCACUUAAUAGAGAUUAUUAUAAGAUGGCUACA